This is a messenger RNA of Wickerhamiella sorbophila, 1326 nucleotides long. RefSeq names its product Carbamoyl-phosphate synthase arginine-specific small chain. Gene Ontology annotation, molecular function: carbamoyl-phosphate synthase (glutamine-hydrolyzing) activity. The record is from RefSeq and is a predicted model, not a curated record. The transcript has a single exon. Gene Ontology annotation, biological process: 'de novo' pyrimidine nucleobase biosynthetic process; L-glutamine metabolic process; L-arginine biosynthetic process. Bases 1 to 1326 code for a protein of 441 amino acids. Lineage: Eukaryota; Fungi; Ascomycota; Dipodascomycetes; Dipodascales; Trichomonascaceae. Gene Ontology annotation, cellular component: cytoplasm; carbamoyl-phosphate synthase complex.
AUGUUAAAGACUGCGUAUUUGAAGUCCUUCAGCAAGUCUGCCUUUGCUUCCCAGCGGGCUUUUUCCGCCGCGGCCUCUCGGGCUGCUUCGGCUCCCUCUCCCACGCUUGAUCGCGCAACUUUCACGAUCCGCGGCGGCCCUGUGCUUCACGGCAAAUCGUUUGGUGCCAACACCAACAUUUCUGGUGAGGCGGUUUUUUCCACCGGCAUGGUAGGCUACCCCGAAUCGAUGACCGACCCAUCUUACCGCGGCCAGAUUUUGGUGUUCACCCAGCCUCUCAUUGGUAACUACGGUGUGCCUAGCUCGACCGCUCGCGACGAGUAUGGUCUGCUCAAGUACUUUGAGUCGCCCCACAUCCAGUGCAAGGGUAUUGUUGUUGCCAAUGCCGCCAUGGAGUACUCUCACUGGACUGCUGUCGAAUCACUGGGUGACUGGUGCAGGCGCGAGGGCGUUGCUGCUAUCACCGACGUUGAUACCCGUGAGAUUGUCCAGUACCUCCGUGAGCAGGGCUCUUCGCUUGCUCGUAUCACGAUUGGCGAGGAGUACGAUGCCGACGAGGACGAGGCCUUUUAUGAUCCAGGCGCUGUGAACCUGGUCCACAAGGUUUCUACCAAGGCUCCUUUCCACAUCCCUGCUGGUGUUACUGGAAAGAACGAGAACAUCCACAUCGCUGUUCUGGACUGCGGUGUCAAGGAGAACAUCCUGCGCUCGCUGGUGUCUCGUGGAGCCUCCGUCACUGUGUUCCCCUACGACUACCCCAUCCACACGUAUGCCCAUCACUUUGACGGCAUCUUCAUCUCGAACGGCCCUGGUGACCCCACCCACUGCUCCAACACUGUCCACCACCUGAAGGAGACCAUGGACACCUACGAGGGUCCCAUCUUCGGCAUCUGCCUGGGCCACCAGUUGCUGUGUUUGGCUGCGGGUGCAAAGACCAUCAAGCUCAAGUAUGGUAACCGUGCCCACAACAUCCCUGCUCUCGAUCUGCAGACGGGCUUGUGUCAUAUCACCUCCCAGAACCACGGUUACGCCGUAGCCACCGAGACCUUGCCUGACGACUUCAAGCAGUACUUUAUCAACCUCAACGACCAGAGCAAUGAGGGCAUGUACCAUGCCACACGCCCCAUUUUUUCUACCCAGUUUCACCCGGAGGCCAAGGGCGGUCCUUUGGACAGCGCCUUUUUGUUCGACAAGUACCUGGAUUACGUCCGGGACUUCAAGGCAGCCAAGCGGUCCCAGGGUAUCAACGACACCCCCACCUCUCCGCUGUUCGUUGACGUUCUUGCCAAAGAGCGGGUUGGCGUUGAGGUUAACCCCCAGUCCUAA